AUGAAACCUAAAAACCACAUAUUUAACCACCCAACACUCCAAACAUUGCAACAAAAAUGCAACAACCUCAACAGCCUUAAACAAAUCCAUGCCCAAAUCAUAACAACUGGUCUUUCACUUCAAACAUAUUGCCUUAGUCACCUCAUUAACAUUUCCUCUAAAUUUGAUUUAUCCUAUGCUUUAACCAUCUUCAAUUACAUCCCAAACCCAACAAUUUUCCUCUACAAUACUCUCAUUUCAUCAUUGAUUAAUCAUCAAAAUAGUCAAAAUAAAAUCUUUUCACUUUAUAAUAAAAUCAUCACACACAAAAAUCUUAAACCCAAUAGUUUCACUUUUCCUUCUCUUUUCAAAGCUUGUUGUUCUAACCCGUCAUGGUUUCAAUAUGGUUUAUUACUUCAUACACAUGUUUUGAAGUUUCUUCAACCACCCUAUGAUCUUUUUGUUCAAGGCUCUUUGCUUAAUUUCUAUGCUAAAUAUGGGAAAUUGUGUGUUUCUAGAUAUCUUUUUGAUCAAAUUGAUCAACCUGAUUUGGCUACUUGGAAUAUUAUUUUGGGUGCUUAUGCAAAUAGUUUUGGUGAUGCUGAAUUUUCAUGGGAAGCUUUGUGUUUAUUUCAUGAUAUGCAAGUGGCUAAAGUAAGAGCUAAUGAAGUUACAAUUGUUGCAUUGAUUAGUGUAUGUUCUAGUUUAGGUGCUCUUAGUCAUGGUUUUUGGGUUCAUUGUUUUGUGUUAAGGAAUAAGCUUAUGGUGAAUAGGUUUGUUGGAACUGCAUUGGUUGAUAUGUAUUCGAAAUGCGGGUGUUUGAAUCUUGCAUGUCAGGUGUUUGAUAAAAUGGCUGAUAGAGAUAGGGAUACGUUUUGUUAUAAUGCAAUGAUUGGGGGUUUUGCUAUUCAUGGUUACGGGAAUCAAGCGCUUGAGCUUUAUAGAAAGAUGAAAUUAAAGGGUUUAGUUCCGGAUGAUGCGACGUUUGUGGUUACCAUGUUUGCUUGCUCUCAUGUUGGAUUAGUGGAAGAAGGGUUGAAGAUUUUCAAGUCCAUGAAGGAGGUUCAUGGGGUGGAACCAAAACUCGAGCACUACGGAUGUCUGAUUGAUCUUUUAGGUCGAGCUGGGCGGUUAAAGGAAGCGGAGGAUUGGUUACGAGAUAUGCCAAUGAAACCAAACGCGGUAAUUUGGAGGUCUUUACUUGGUGCAGCAAGACUUCAUGGGAAGUUAGAUAUGGGAGAAGUUUCUCUCAGAAAGUUAAUAGAGUUGGAACCAGAAACUAGCGGAAACUAUGUUCUUUUGUCGAAUAUGUACGCUAGUGUUGCUAGGUGGAAUGAUGUCAAGAGAGUUAGGAUGUUGAUGAAACAUCACGGUGUUAACAAGUUGCCGGGUUUUAGCCUAGUGGAGAUAAAUGGUGCCAUGCACGAGUUUCUUACAGGUGACAAAACUCAUCCGUUUUCAAAAGAAAUAUAUUUGAAGAUCGCGGAGAUUAAUAGAAGACUACAAGAAUACGGUCACAAUGCGAGAACAUCAGAGGUUUUGUUUGAUGUAGAAGAGGAAGAUAAGGAAGGUGUACUUUCUUACCAUAGUGAAAGGCUAGCCAUAGCAUUUGCUCUUAUAGUGUCCCCUUCGAGUUUAGCUAUAAGAAUUAUUAAAAACCUUCGAGUUUGUGGCGAUUGUCAUGCGUUUACCAAGCUAAUAUCGUCGGAGUAUGGAAGAGAUAUUAUAGUUAGAGAUCGAAAUCGGUUUCAUCAUUUUAAAGAUGGGAGUUGCUCUUGUCUGGAUUACUGGUGA
Molecule: messenger RNA, 1773 nt
Organism: Lathyrus sativus (Indian pea)
Lineage: Eukaryota; Viridiplantae; Streptophyta; Magnoliopsida; Fabales; Fabaceae
Source: the annotation of a GenBank genome assembly